Messenger RNA from Xenopus tropicalis (tropical clawed frog), 2456 nucleotides. It is a transcript of the gene cry-dash, whose product is annotated as cryptochrome DASH. The transcript is spliced from 14 exons. The record is from RefSeq and is a predicted model, not a curated record. Gene Ontology annotation, molecular function: DNA photolyase activity. NCBI's taxonomy places the organism in Eukaryota, Metazoa, Chordata, Amphibia, Anura, Pipidae. Gene Ontology annotation, biological process: DNA repair.
CAGUUGUGUAAGCAGUAAGUGGGAGGAGCCAGACUCCCUGCUGCCCUCCCUCACACUCAGUGCUGGGGCAGUUGUUUGCGCUCUGCCUGCGCUGCUGCACCAUGGCCGCCCGUGCCCGGGUCAUUAUCUGCCUGCUGAGGAACGACCUGCGGCUGCACGAUAACGAGGUUCUACACUGGGCGCACAGGAAUGCGGAUCAGAUCGUCCCGCUCUAUUGCUUCGAUCCGAGACAUUAUGGGGGGACUCAUUACUUCAAUUUCCCAAAGACGGGGCCCCACCGGUUAAAGUUCCUAUUGGAGAGCGUUCAGGAUCUGAGGAACACCCUGAAGGAAAGGGGAAGUAACCUCCUGCUACGGAGAGGGAAGCCAGAAGAGAUCAUUGCAGGUUUGGUGAAGCAGCUGGGCAAUGUGUCUGCCGUCACUCUGCACGAGGAGGCAACAAAAGAAGAGACAGAUGUUGAAAGCGCUGUGAGGCGAGUGUGCACUCAGCUUGGGGUACGGUACCAAACAUUUUGGGGAUCAACGCUGUAUCACCGGGAGGAUCUACCAUUCAGGCACAUCUCCAGCUUGCCCGACGUGUACACCCAGUUCAGGAAAGCAGCGGAGACGCAGGGGAAGGUGCGAUCGACUUUCCAGAUGCCGGAUAGGCUGAAGCCUCUGCCCAGCGGCCUGGAGGAAGGAAGCGUCCCAACGCACCAAGACUUUGACCAGCAAGACCCUCUGACCGACCCCAGAAGUGCCUUUCCCUGCUGCGGGGGAGAGACCCAGGCCUUGCAGAGACUGCACCAUUACUUCUGGGAGACGAAUCUUGUUGCUUCAUAUAAAGACACACGGAAUGGACUCAUAGGGAUCGAUUAUUCCACUAAGUUUGCUCCCUGGCUGGCGCUGGGCUGCAUAUCCCCCAGAUAUAUAUACGAGCAAAUCAGAAAGUAUGAAAAGGAACGAACAGCGAAUCAGAGCACAUACUGGGUGAUAUUUGAGCUCCUAUGGAGAGAUUACUUUCGCUUUGUGGCUUUGAAAUACGGCAGAAGGAUUUUCUUCCUUAGAGGUCUUCAGGAUAAAGAUGUUCCUUGGAAGAAGGACCCAAAGCUGUUUGAUGCCUGGAAAGAAGGCCGGACGGGGGUUCCUUUUGUGGAUGCCAACAUGCGGGAACUGGCAAUGACUGGGUUCAUGUCUAACAGAGGGCGCCAGAAUGUGGCCAGUUUUCUAACCAAGGAUCUCUGAAUUGACUGGAGACUGGGAGCAGAAUGGUUUGAGUACCUGCUGGUGGACUAUGACGUCUGCAGCAAUUACGGCAAUUGGUUAUACAGCGCCGGAAUCGGGAACGACCCGAGGGAAAACCGGAAGUUCAACAUGAUUAAACAAGGCCUGGAUUACGACGCCGGCGGUGAUUAUAUCCGGCUCUGGGUUCCUGAACUGCAGCAAAUAAAAGGCGGAGAUGCCCACACUCCCUGGGCACUAAGCACUGCCUCCCUGGCACAUAGCAACGUGUCGCUAGGGGAGACCUACCCCUAUCCCAUUGUGAUGGCCCCCGAGUGGAGCAGGCACAUUAAUCAGAAGCCGUCGGGAAGCUGGGAGACAUCGGCAAGAAGAGGAAAGGGACCUUCCCACACUCCCAAACAGCACAGGAACAGAGGAAUUGAUUUCUACUUCUCGCGGAACAAAAACGUCUGACAGUCGGGCCAAGAAGUGGUUAAUCUGUUACAAGGCACCUUCCAUGGUUAUCCUUGGUCACCCCAAAAACCCUUCGGCGCGUGGAGACACGGGAUGGGGCCAAUGGCUGAACUGUGAAGUUUGCGAAAUUCUUUGACAUAGUUUGUGUUUGGGUUACGGUUUCCCUGUAAAGUGUAAUAUAUUUAUUUUAUUUUGUAGUCCUCGCCUUCCUAGGGAGGGGAUCCCACAGUUUUCACUGAGUCUGACAAACGUAUUGUAUUGGGCACACACAGGGGCCCCUCAGUGCAGCAGUAUGUGGGGGCCCUGCCACAAGUAAAGGUGGCCCUGUAGCAUUUUCCACUAGGGAUGCACCAAAUCCAUUAUUUUUCUUUGCAUAUGAAAAUUAGGCUAUGGAAGGGUUAAAUAAAACCUUACGCGCACCCCUAGCCCCUGGCCCGAUGUCCUCCCCUGAACCAAGUAUGUGAAACGCGUCACGGGAAGACAUCGCCGGCCAGGGGAAGCGGCAAUAGGGUCGGGUCUGGGCCGCUGGGGCCCACCGGGUAUUUUCCCAGUGUCCCAGUCCGACCCUGGGGACAGCCCUCCUACCCCUGGUCUGGGUACCUCGUGGUUUUAUGAGAGCAGUCACAUAUAAUCAGAGCUGUGGUGUCGGAAGCCAUUUUGAGUAUCUGGAGUCGGAGGUACCAUAAGCCGAGUCUGAGCCAAAGGAUUUAUGUACCGACGUCGCAGCCCUGUAUAUAUAUUAUAUAUAUGUAAUUUAAAUUGAUUAAAGAGAUUUUGCCAUGA